GUUAAGUUGAGAACACGUUGAUUGCCAUUUCGGCAAUUUGUGUUUUUUUUUUUCAUCUUUGUAUACAUACAGAGAAUAAGCUUAAAUUGAGUAAAUACAGAAAACGAAUCGAUAGUGAAGAAACGAGGUUGAAUUCUAUUUGAAAGAAACAAAGUGCACACACGAGUCAAGUGUUGGAACCUUUUUUAUUUUAAGAUUAAAAUAUUAUAAACAAGAAUCAGGAAAAUAAAAAAUAAUAAUAAUAAAAAUAAAAAGUAAAGAGCCGAAAAAAAAACUAAAAGCAUUCACAAAUCUUAAAAAUUCAAGUUUAAUAAAGAAGAACAAAAAGUGCGAAAAUGGAUAGCAACGGAAUGGAUAAAGAAAAUUUAUUUGUUAUGAAAAAUAAUAGGAAAAAUCUUGUUGGAUCAAGUGGAUCAUCAACAAAAAUCCAAAUUGUACCAGCACAGCCGAAAACACUUACACAUUUGCCAAAACGACCCCCAGUGGAAUUGGCAUUCAAAGACUUGACAUAUCGGGUUAAGGAAGGACGUUCUAACAAUGUUAAAACUAUUCUCAAAGAAGUUAGUGGUCGUCUCCGGCCAGGAGAACUAUGCGGUAUUAUGGGUCCAAGUGGAGCAGGAAAAUCAACGUUGCUUAAUAUUCUUUCCGGAUAUAAAACAACAAAAAUCGAAGGAUCGAUAACGAUGAAUGGAAAGGAGAGAAAUAUCAGUGUUUUCCGCAAACUGUCUGCAUAUAUCAUGCAAGACAACCAGCUACAUGCAAAUUUAACUGUUGAGGAGGCAAUGAAUGUUGCAGCCAACUUGAAAUUAAGUCAGAAAGUUCAGCGCAGCGAGAAAAUGAAUGUGAUUAAAUCUAUCUUGGAUACUCUUGGUCUAGAAGAACAUCGUAGAACAUUGACAAGAAAUUUGUCUGGUGGUCAAAAAAAGCGUAUGUCAAUUGCUUUGGAACUUGUCAACAAUCCACCUAUUAUGUUCUUUGAUGAACCAACUUCCGGAUUAGACAGCUCAACAUGUUUCCAAUGUAUUAAUCUUUUAAAAUUCCUUGCUCGCGGUGGUCGAACUAUCAUAUGCACUAUUCAUCAACCAUCUGCGCGUCUUUUUGAAAUGUUUGAUCAACUUUACACUUUAUCAGAAGGACAGUGCGUGUAUCAAGGAAGCACAAAACAAUUAGUUCCUUUCCUAGCUACUCUUGGACUUGAGUGUCAAGCUUACCAUAAUCCAGCCAGUUACAUUAUUGAAGUAGCUUGUGGUGAGCAUGGGGAUCAUACAAGAAAGCUAGUAAAUGCAAUUGAAAAUGGAAAGAAAGACAUUCGAACUGAAGAUGAUUAUGAAAAGGUGAAAGCGAUUAAUGGAAAAAAUGAUAUUCCUAAAGUUCAUACAACAGAAGCAAAUCUAAAAUCAACUUAUGAGAAAAAUGAUAAGUUUUCAGAUAAUAUAAAUGGUACAAGUAAAGCAUUGAUUCCAGCAAAAAUUGUCAAUGAUAUUAUGAAAGGUGGUAAUGAUGAAAAUGCAGUAUCCAUUAAUGUUGAUGACAAAGAACCUGACACAACUACUGCUUUGCUUAGCGAAGAAUCCGGAGAUUUAUCACCUGAACGAUACCCAACAUCAGAAUUCCAUCAAUUCUGGGUUGUUCUAAAGCGAACAUUAUUGUUUAGCAGACGUGAUUGGACACUUAUGUAUCUACGAUUAUUUGCUCAUGUUCUCGUUGGAUUUUUAAUUGGUGCACUCUAUUAUGACAUUGGCAAUGAUGGAGCAAAGGUCCUCAGUAACUUAGGGUUCCUCUUUUUCAACAUGCUUUUCCUUAUGUACACAUCAAUGACAAUCACAAUUUUAUCAUUCCCAUUAGAAAUGCCUGUGUUAUUAAAGGAGAAUUUCAAUCGAUGGUACUCACUUAGAAGCUAUUAUUUGGCAAUAACUAUAUCGGACAUUCCAUUCCAAGCAAUAUUUUGCUUCAUUUACGUAUCAAUCGUCUACUAUUUUACAUCGCAACCUAUGGAACUAUUCAGAUAUGGAUUGUUCUUAACUGCAUGCUUGCUUAUAUCAUUUGUUGCUCAAAGUGUCGGCUUAGUUGUUGGUGCUGCAAUGAAUGUACAAAAUGGAGUUUUUCUGGCUCCAGUAAUGUCUGUUCCAUUCCUCUUGUUCUCCGGAUUCUUUGUAUCAUUUGAUGCUAUUCCAAUUUACUUACGUUGGAUUACGUAUUUGUCAUACAUCAGAUAUGGUUUUGAAGCUACAGCUCUUGCAACUUAUGGAUACGGACGUGAAAAACUCAAGUGUUUCCAAAUUUAUUGCCACUUUAAAGAUCCACACACAACACUUGAUGAACUUGAUAUGGUACACUCUGAUGUUGUUCUUGACGUUGUAGCUUUAAUUUUCAUCUUUUUCGUAUUGAGAAUUGCAGCAUAUCUUUUCCUCAGAUGGAAAUUGAAAACUCAAAGAUAAAAAGAACUAUAAAUCCUGUUUUCUAUGCAUGGUAUAUUAGCUUUAAAUGACCUUUUAUUGAAUAUUUUUUUCCUGUGAGAAAUAAUUACGUAUAUAUGACAUACAUAGAAAUGAAUUCUAGCCUUAUGGUUCGUGGCCUUUUUGAAAACUUUAAUUUUUAAACGAUAUUUAAAUGAUAUAUGAUGUGGGUUAGUUCUCAUAAAGUUAUAAUUACCAUAACCAUCUGAUAAAGUAGCAUUGAAAGUGAGUUAAUAUCUGUACGAACAAUAGAAUAUUCAAUAGUGAUAAAUAUUAAGCACGUACUUAUAUUCAAGUUGUGGUUAAAUACAAUUUUAUCCGAUUUGGGUUCAUUUUCAUCUAAAAUUUCAAAAUAUUAAUGACAAUAAUUAAGAACAUUUACAAUCAAAAGCUUAUAUAUAUAAAUUUAAUAUGAACAUUAGCAAAUGUGCCUUGAAUUUAAUUAUUACAAAACAGAAAUAGGGGGUUUUU
Molecule: messenger RNA, 2927 nt
Organism: Chironomus riparius
Lineage: Eukaryota; Metazoa; Arthropoda; Insecta; Diptera; Chironomidae
Source: the annotation of a GenBank genome assembly